Molecule: messenger RNA, 1263 nt
Organism: Capsella rubella
Lineage: Eukaryota; Viridiplantae; Streptophyta; Magnoliopsida; Brassicales; Brassicaceae
Product: caffeoylshikimate esterase
Exons: 3
Coding region: 86-1054 (322 amino acids)
Cellular component (GO): membrane
Molecular function (GO): lipase activity
Source: RefSeq, a predicted model, not a curated record
CUGACUAGCUGUCUCUUAUCUUGUCAAUUACUUUACCAAACCCCACAAACCAAACCAAAAAAGAAACAGAACAAACAUCAAAACGAUGCCGUCUGAAGCUCCGGCGACUCCUCUGUCACCACCACCGAACUUUUGGGGAGACAUGCCGGAGGAAGAAUACUACACUUCACAAGGAGUUCGUAACAGCAAAUCGUACUUCGAAACACCAAAUGGCAAAAUCUUCACUCAGAGCUUUUUACCGUUGGAUGGUGAGAUCAAAGGGUCGGUGUAUAUGUCUCACGGUUACGGAUCCGACACGAACUGGAUGUUCCAGAAGAUAUGCAUGCGUUUCUCUACUUGGGGUUACGCUGUUUUCGCCGCCGAUCUUCUUGGUCACGGCCGUUCCGAUGGCAUCCGCUGCUACAUGGGUGAUAUGGAGAAAGUUGCAGCUACAUCAUUGGCUUUCUUCAAGCAUGUUCGUGGCAGUGAUCCGUAUAAGAAUCUUCCGGCUUUUCUCUUUGGUGAGUCGAUGGGAGGUCUUCUGACGCUUCUCAUGUAUUUUCAAUCCGAACCUGAUACUUGGACCGGAUUGAUCUUUUCGGCUCCUCUCUUUGUUAUCCCGGAGGAUAUGAAACCAAGCAAGACUCACCUUUUUGCUUACGGUCUCCUCUUUGGUUUGGCUGAUACGUGGGCUGCAAUGCCGGAUAAUAAGAUGGUUGGGAAGGCUAUUAAGGACCCUGAAAAGCUUAAGAUCAUCGCAUCUAACCCGCAAAGGUACACAGGGAAGCCUAGAGUGGGAACAAUGAGAGAGUUACUAAGGAAGACCCAAUACGUUCAGGAGAAUUUCGGGCGUGUAACUAUUCCGGUAUUCACGGCGCACGGUACAGCGGAUGGAGUAACAUGUCCCACAUCUUCAAAGCUACUAUAUGAGAAGGCAUCGAGCGCUGAUAAAACAUUGAAGUUGUAUGAAGGGAUGUACCAUUCGCUAAUUCAAGGAGAGCCGGACGAGAAUGCUGAUAUGGUAUUGAAAGAUAUGCGAGAGUGGAUCGAUGAAAGGGUUAAGCGAUAUGGAUGAAAACCGCUUAAAAAAAGCCUACAUUUGUGUUACAGAGAACAUGAAAAGAAAUGAAUACUGAAGUUAUGAUCCAUAUCGUUGAUUUGAUUUGUUUUCUUGUUGUAUGUUUGUAAAUCCAAGAACAAGACUUUUGUGAUGUAGCAACUUAUAUAUCAUAUGGAUGAUAUAAUGAUCAUGGUAAGCAACAUAGAGGUAGCAUUUUUUGUUAA